This is a messenger RNA of Heterotrigona itama, 903 nucleotides long. The record is from the annotation of a GenBank genome assembly. Lineage: Eukaryota; Metazoa; Arthropoda; Insecta; Hymenoptera; Apidae.
AUGACCUUAGUGGGAUCGAAGGAGGAGAACGUAUUGCCCAUCAUGUUGAGCGUACAGCAACAGCAUCAUCAUCACAAUCUUCAUGGUUCUUCGACGUCCAGUGCACAAACCCAUCGCAGCAAUGUGAUUGUUUCCACCAGCAGCAUGCCGUCAAAUGACAUCAAGAUCCAGCAGCACGGUUGCAAGCGAUCGAAGAUUUACGGCCAGGCGACCGGCCCUUACGGCACGGUUCCUCACCAGCCGGCUUCGGUCGCCAGACGAAACGCCCGGGAACGAAAUCGUGUUAAGCAGGUGAACAAUGGAUUCGCUACUUUGAGGCAGCACAUACCUCAGAGCGUGGCGCAAGCACUCGGAGGAAGUACGGCUGGCACGCACGGCGGAUCCAGAGCGGGUAGUAAAAAACUGUCCAAGGUCGAAACGCUUAGGAUGGCGGUCGAGUAUAUCAGAAGUCUGCAGCGUCUUUUGGAGGAGCACGACGGUGGUUCGGAUGUCACGAGUGUGUCUUCGCCGACGUCGUCGCCUCCUUCGUCCACCUCCUCCGCCUCGUCCACGUGUAGUUCUAGCAACGGUAUCAGCGUCGAGUCCAAUCAUCAUUCGCCCGAGUUGAGACUUCGCGGUAACGUCAACAACGAGCUUCGACAUCAUAGCGGCUCGGACAUACACCGACAUCAACACUUGCGACAAAAUCCUAGCCCGACUUUCGUCCCGACACCCUGCUCCGAAGCCUCGAGUUCGCCAACGCCGAGUUUCGUUUCCGAGGCGUCAUCGGCUGGCAGCCAAGGGUACGGGACAUCGGGCAACCUUUAUACCGCGCACUCUGAUGGCUACGACAAUUACGAACCUAUGAGUCCGGAAGACGAGGAGCUACUGGACGUCAUCUCCUGGUGGCAACAAAGUCAAUGA